ACCUCUUCAGAGGAAACACCCGAUCUGUGGGAGUGACCACAAUCCGACAAGUAACGCUGUUUUUGAUAUUUAUAUCUGAGACGGGUUGAAAUGAUUUAAAACUACUUUUGCACGUCUGGGGCACCCAUCGGCAGGCCACGUCGAACCCUUGUCCCGGAGCCGGCUCGCAGAGACAUGCGGGGUCUCUGGGCCCUGCUGCUCACCGCUCUGCCAGCCCUGCAGGGGGCGGCGGCCGUGGCGGCCCAGGAGCGCAAUUCUUCGCGGCUCUGCCAGCCCCCGCCGCGCUGGGAGGUCAGCGGUCGGGCCCCCAUGGAGGAGCUGCGGGGCCGGGUGGCGGUGGUGGCGCUGCUGAAAGCCAGCUGACAGUUCUGUCUGACGCAGGCCUCCCGCUUGGGAGACCUGCGGACCCGGCUAUCCCGCAGUGGGAUGACGGACGUUGGGUUCCUCAUAGUGAAUGAGAGGGAGCCCGUGUCCAGAGCCAUGUUUUGGGAGCUGAAGAGGAGAGCACCAGAGGGGAUCCCCGUCUACCAGCAAGGCCUCUUCCAGAGCGAUGUCUGGGAGAUCCUGGAGGGGGAAAAGGAUGACUUUCUGAUAUACGACAGAUGUGGGCUCUUGACCUUCCACAUUGUCCUGCCGUACAGCUUCCUUCAUUACCCCUACGUUGAGGCUGCAAUCAGAGCCACCUACCUCAGGGACAUCUGUGGGAACUGCACACUGGAUUCAAGUGACAACCAAGGACUGAAUGCCUCUCAGAUUCCUGAGAGAAAAGAGAACGUCACGGACGCCGAGUGCUUAGACGACCACGAGCAGCACCAAGGGGAGCAGAGCAACGGCCCCCAGCCAUCACGCCACAGCCAGGCCCAUCACAGUGGGCACCGCCUGGUACACGGUCCCUGCCGUGACAAAGGCCGGAAGAGACCACCCUCUCCGCAGAACAGCACCCUCUCCGCUCGCCAGCAUGCACACUCCCCCCACACCAUCCACAGUCACCACGAUCUCCACCAGCACUGAGCAGGCUGUGACCGCCCACCAAGGGCGGAACUUCAAAGGCAGUGCACCUUCACAGCUACUGCCUGUUCUCUCUGUGCCCUGCUGUGCAUUUAUAGAGGGUAUUGCUAGACAUUGCUCAGUGAGAUUUGCAUUCUUGACAUUAUACUAUGAAGAGUGCUUACCCACGUUCUUCUGUAAAUGCAUGUAAUUAAGAGUCUGGUAAUAGCAUGCCUCUAUAUGUAUUCAACAGCGAAUAUCCCAUGUGCAUUCAUUACUGUCUUGAGUCCAAGCUGAUCUCUUUCAGAGCCUGUUCGGAAGCUUCUUUUGUGCUGUACGAAUCUUGCUUAGUGGUUAUUAUUGCAUAAAUGUUUGAAUGCAUCCCUGGUAACAAAAUUACAGUGUAGCCCUGCACCAGCACAAAGUGACUGAUCAGUCAAAUCUUUAUCAAGGUAACAUUUAAGGGGUUUUUUUGCAAACUAAAGACCAGGGCUGAUUACAACAAAUAGCACCACAACUUUCAAUUUGUUUGUUACAGAUGCUUCCUUCAUGGUCAUUUUGCUAAAUGGUGCAUAAACAUUCACCUACUACAUCUGUUUGUCUCAUAGGAAACAACUGGGUAGUGUUGUUCUCAGGCAUACAUUCCAUGAUUGACAGAUGAUGCUUAAUAAGAAUAGAUGGUUGUAAAAUGUUUCAUGAAUCACAAACCAGGGUCUGAAGUUGCACUGAUGGGGUUUGAGUUACUGAUCUGCAGAUAUCUGAUUUUAAUUCUGAGCCAGUGCUUUCCAGUUCAAAGUUGGAUCAUGUUGACUGGUUCGAUGCCGAAGCCUGUAAGUCUUCUAAAUUGAAGCUGACCUAUCUCCCUGAUCUUGCCCUCGUUCAGUCCCAAGAUAUUAGUGAUUUUUUGUCCCCACCUGUUUGGUCCCUUCCAGUUAUCUGCUCCACUGCAUUUAAUGAAAUCUUCAGCUCAAACCACAGAGGGGUGGCUACAGACGGAUGAUGUGCAGAGGAGAAAGUGAGGAAGGAAAUCAACUACACAGCUUUAUGAAAAUCACGUUUCAUAUUGAUAUUAUCAUCAAUCUGGGGGCUAAAGGUCAGGCUGAUUUCAAAAGGAAUGAUCUUGGUUCUUAACUUCAUUAUAAAUGUCUUACCCGAGUUUGUGCUUUUGGUUAUUUUUUUCAAUCGGGUGAAUGGUACACGGAUCUGCUCGAGUUCUAUGGAUAUUUUUAAAUUCAGGUGCCUUCUUAAAAAGUUUCUUUGGUAAAGCACACAGAUACACAUUCUUGCUUAAAGGCGGAAUACUAUUUGUAAGACAUCUUUUCAAGGUGUCGUGAUAAAUAGAUUAGUAUGGGUGACUCUUGUUACACGAAACGUUCUAACAAAGAUUCUGACACUACAGCUCUGUGUUGCUUGCACACUUGCUUUUCAGGGUCAUCGAAGCUGAAGGUUACAUUGCAGUUAUCUUCUAAAAAGUGUCCUUGAUCAAUCUGUUUCUGCAACUUUAAAGCUCAAAGCAGGACACCUGUCCGUUCCAGGGCACACCAGCACAAUCUAGAGACACUAGCUUCCCCUCCAGCAUGUUUUUUGGGAGGAAACUGCAGCAUGCAGAUAAAGCCAGGACAGCAUGCAGACUCCACACAGAAGGUUUCCAGCUGGGAGUUGCACCCAGAAUAGCUGUGUUAAUAUUACAGCUGUGAAUACAAGGAGUUGUUUGGUUGGCUGGUGCCAUUGGAUGGUCAGCUCUUUCAUUUUUCAUGAAGUGGUAUUGUAAUCUGUGUCACUGGUGCAAGAUGAAGUGUUUUUGUAUGGACCACGUUUUCCUAGACUGAAAUUUUCCUAUGGUUACAUACACAGAUUAGCUAUUGAUGCAGUUACUUUUGCAUUAUAUACCGUUUAUGUGUUUGUGCACUGAAUACUGUCUUAAAUCAUUUACAUUGCUCACUAGAAAUGCGAGAGAGUAGCCUCAUGUACUGUUUUUUUUUUUAAAAAAAAAACCUUAAACCACUUUUCCACAAUAUACCUCCGCACAAGAUCUAACUGCAUGUGGUUGCUGCGGUUUGGGCUGACUACCGUUUUGACAGAAGGAUGUUUCACGUUAUGAAUACAUCAUUACAAAUGAAGCUGAACCUUCCCAGAAAAAGGAAAAAAAAAUGUUCUCAACUAAGAAAAACGUAUUGCAACAAUAAACGUUUUGAUUGCGUUAA
Messenger RNA from Lepisosteus oculatus (spotted gar), 3191 nucleotides. NCBI's taxonomy places the organism in Eukaryota, Metazoa, Chordata, Actinopteri, Semionotiformes, Lepisosteidae. The record is from RefSeq and is a predicted model, not a curated record.